UAACAGCAGACUCGAAUCAGCUGACAGCGUCAAGAGGUCGCAUUUAGUUUUGAUAAAAAUUACGUAAAAUAAAAACACAAAUCCGCAAUUCUUGUUGUUGGGGGACUUCUCUGGCCACCGCUGGGCAUUCGACUGCUUGAAGCGUAAUCAGCUAUGUUCAGGUUCGCAAUCAAGGUAGGCCUCGCCGGUGGUGCCGUCUACUACAGCAAGCAGGAAGGCAUUUGGGAGGAAAAUACCGAAAAGGUGUACGAACGAUACGGGACCGCCCUUAAGCCGCACCUGGAAUCGGUUAAGAAACAGAUUCCUUUGGAUAUACCGGCCCUUCCUUCCAGCGGAGAGCUAUGCUUCGUGACGAAACAUUACUACAAUGAGGGGGUCAAAAGUACGAUCCGCUUCAUCCAUAUGCUUCCCUGCUACGCGGGACAAUUAGCGAAGAAGGGUUCCGAUGCCAUCAAACAGGCAAUGGAUGCACAGCCAGCCCAGAAAGAUGUACCAGCGGCACCCGCAGCAGCGACACCGGCAAAGAAAUAGGAACGUUACCAGUGCCGAGCGGGUAUACCGAGCGUAUUAACUGUUGAUUGCAUGAAAUAAAGAAGCGGGUUGUAAUCGAAUUUGCUGCGUUGCGCUAACGAUUCACAUCUAACAA
This is a messenger RNA of Anopheles stephensi (Asian malaria mosquito), 646 nucleotides long. It is a transcript of the gene QIL1, whose product is annotated as MICOS complex subunit MIC13 homolog QIL1. Bases 154 to 531 code for a protein of 125 amino acids. Gene Ontology annotation, biological process: cristae formation. The transcript has 3 exons. Lineage: Eukaryota; Metazoa; Arthropoda; Insecta; Diptera; Culicidae. Gene Ontology annotation, cellular component: MICOS complex; mitochondrial crista junction. The record is from RefSeq and is a predicted model, not a curated record.